AUGUCUGAAAACUCAACCUGUGAAAUGUAUCAAGACAUCGAUGACCCGAUUAUGUGUUCCAUUGGAGUUGGGAUAUUCCAAUUUUCAGAAUGCGGUUUCAUUGAUAACUAUACAGUGGCAAUAUAUGGUGCAGAACUCAGUGAAUUCAUUCAAGAGUAUCCAUCGAUUCUCGGAAUAUGUCAAUCCGCCGACGGGCUAUCGCAAGUGAUUCCUGCUGUAACCUUACCAGUGCUGACCUUCUUGCUGAUUAAACAGCUGGAUAUAACCGAGAAAAAUCGCAGCAAUUUUUUGAAGUCGCAGAAAAAUAAUGAAAACUCUAAAACUGACACAACGAAAAUGAUAAUGAUGAUGACAAUUGCCUCGACAUUAGCUGAAGGACCAAUUGGUGUUCUACCGAUUGUUGAAAUUUUCGCAUGUCCAUUUCUUAUGGUGAUCUCAGCAAAUCUAAUGGUAAUAUUCGGGGCAGUUGUAGCUCUUAAUACAUCAACACAUUGCUUCGUAUGCUGUGCAAUCUCUUCUCAGUAUCGAAAGACAGUGACGCAAGUGUUUUUAUGGGAAAACCAUUCAAGAACACAAAUCACAACUCAGAGCAAGACGGCUGGCUCACAGUCAUGGUCGACUCAAGUGUGCACUGCAGCCACGUCUUCCGAUGUGUGCCUUCUAAUUAUUUUGUAG
Messenger RNA from Caenorhabditis remanei, 675 nucleotides. RefSeq lists its product as uncharacterized. The record is from RefSeq and is a predicted model, not a curated record. The transcript is spliced from 5 exons. Gene Ontology annotation, molecular function: G protein-coupled peptide receptor activity. Bases 1 to 675 code for a protein of 224 amino acids. Lineage: Eukaryota; Metazoa; Nematoda; Chromadorea; Rhabditida; Rhabditidae.